Molecule: messenger RNA, 5570 nt
Organism: Rhipicephalus sanguineus (brown dog tick)
Lineage: Eukaryota; Metazoa; Arthropoda; Arachnida; Ixodida; Ixodidae
Gene: oys
Product: lysophospholipid acyltransferase 6
Exons: 13
Coding region: 408-2129 (573 amino acids)
Biological process (GO): lipid modification
Cellular component (GO): membrane
Molecular function (GO): acyltransferase activity
Source: RefSeq, a predicted model, not a curated record
AUCGCAGCCAGGAAUGGCGUCGCCGAUGAGCGUCGCGAAGCGCCGCUGGGAACCAGUAUUGCGCUCGAGCGUGCCGCCGUCGGUGGGCACGGCCACAGGAAGCAGGAGGUGACGGGGACGGCAGCAAAUCGACGACGCUGGCGCCCCGACAAGCCGGCACGACGGUGCUGGGUGUUUCGCCGUAAUCGUGACAUCGGUGCUUGUGGUGGUGCUCUUCUACUGCGCGCCACUGUCAACAACAACGCGGCUUGUGCGCGUGGCCGCAACCAUGUGUUGCCGCCUCCCGAGGCGACCGAUCAUCGCAUCGGCGUCGCCAACGCGCUCGUCAGCAGCGCAGGCCGAGGAGAGGCGCCCUAGAGGCUAUUUUUGAACCCCUCCAUGCGCCCGGAAAGCCCUGACCCACGCCAAUGGAUCUCAAGUCGGAGUCGGACUUUUACGUUGGCUGCCGGGCGCUCGCGCCCGUCGCUGCAUACUUUGGACUCAGUAUUGACAAGUUCAACUUCCUGUUCUGCCAAAUUGCGUUCCUGCUGUUCUCCUUCCCCUACCGACUGCUCCUGCAUCCGUCGAGGGUGUCCCCGACAACAAGGCACGCCGUGGCACUCACCGUCGGACUCGCCUUCGGUUAUUUCUGCUUCGGAUACCAAAUUCUUCACCUUGUUGCCCAAGCCACCCUCGUUUACAUGAUCAUCAAUUUCGCGAGUCCCGAAAGUAUGCACAAGAUUGCGCUGGCGGUUGGCAUGGGCUACUUGUCGGUCAUCCACCUGAUGCGGCAGACCUACGACUACGGGGGAUACCAUCUGGACGUGACCGGUCCGCUGAUGGUGGCCACGCAGAAGGUGACCAGCAUCGCUUUCAACCUGCACGACGGUCUCUCCGAGAAAAAGGACGUCAUUCUACACCCCGAGCAGAGAAGGCAGAUGAUCAGCCGGAUGCCGAGUCCUCUGGAGUUCUACAGCUACGUGCUGCACUACCACACGCUCAUGUGCGGACCGCUGGUGUUCUUCAACGACUACGUGGACUUCAUCCGGGGAAGGCAGUUCUUGAGGCACAGCGUCCGCACAGGGCUGCGGGGACACCCCAUGCCCGUUGUGGAGCCGUCACCAAAUUGGGCAACGCUAAAGAAGCUUUUCGUUAGCUUCAUGAGCGCCGUGAGCAUCGUUUACCUGCUUUCUGCCUACCCUAUCGAAUACAUAAAGCAGGAUGACUUCUUCGAGAAGAGCAGGUUGUGGCAGUUGCUGUACAUCAUCUGGGCCACUUCGUUACACCGGCAUCGGUACUACCACGCCUGGACUCUAGGUGAAGCAAUUUGUAAUGCUGCUGGCUUCGGAUUCAACGGCUACACAAGUGAUAACAAAGCGCGCUGGAACCUCAUCAGCAACGUGGACAUCGUCACGAUCGAGACAUCGACGAGUCUACGCGAGCUGCUGAUAGCGUGGAACAAGUCGACUCAGACGUGGCUUCGCACCGUGUCGUACGAGCGUGUGCGUCGGCACCGCACCCAGCUGACGUUCAUCCUGUCGGCCAUGUGGCACGGCUUCUACCCGGGCUACUACCUCACCUUCGGCACUGGAACGCUCUUCACGCUGGCUGCGCGAGCGGUGCGUCGUAGUGUGCGACCCCUGUUCCAGGGCAGCCGGGAGAGGCAAAAGUUGUACGACCUUAUCACCUGCUUGGCGACGCGCGUUGCCGUCGCCUACAUGGUGUUUCCGUUCCUUCUGCUAGACUUUCACUCCAGCGUCAGGGUUUACCGACACUUUGGAUUCGUGGGCCACCUGCUCUGCCUGCUGGCCAUGUACGUCCUGCCUCGGGUGCUGCCGCCUCCGCCGCGAUCACCGCCCCGGGGUUGGACGUCGCCCGCAACGGCGGAGAGGACGCCCGAGGGAACCACGUGUCCGAACAGCCCGUCGAACGAGAGGCAGCCGCACCUCAAGCACGAUUCCGAAGCACUGGUGCCAGACUUCGAGUCGGACGAAUCGCUUUCGGCCUAUACCUCGAACACUGACGUCGAAGCCAGGAGCUCUCAGACGUCGCUGGCCUCGGUAAACAGCCCGGCGGCGGCACCGCCGACCUCGACCCUUCCCGACUCGACCAAGUCGCAGCCACCUGGUGACGAUAAGAAGACCCAGUAGAGCUGCCGUAGCCGUGCACACGCUUGUUUUGUUUUCCCAAAAAAGCGCACAUGCCUUGUCGAGGGAAGAGGCCAGUGCGGCAUCCGAUAUGUAUACAAUGUGCGAAGUGUCGUCGAUUCUGAAAUUAGCCGUGCACUCGCUGCUCGUUUAAGUGUAACAAGGUCAACGGCGCCUGCGCCAACGGUGCGAACUCGGCUGGGCCCUUAUCGAUAGUCCAGGUGCAUAUUUCGUACGAGACUGUGUCGUCAUUUGUCUGCAGGCCUAUAUAUAUAUAUAUAUGGCGCACCAUUGUCGUAAUGUGUUAAGUAACGCCGGCGUGUCCGCUGUGGUCGUUGUUGAGGGGCCAGCGGCAUAACACGUUGGGCUAUACGCGAAAAAAAAAUGAUAUAUAGAUCGGGCUCAACAAAUUCGUGCUAAUAACUUGUGAUCUUAAUUAAUACGCGUACUGACAACAAAGCUGCGGCGAUAAUUCAUAGAUAAACGACGGAAUCGAACAGUCGUGCUCGGACCCUGUGAGUCAUUUUCCAAGGCUUUGUCAAACAGGUAACUCGCCGGCUAAAGUGUGUUUCGACGUCUCUUGACUGCUGUAUAACCAAGUUCCUAUGUGUCGCUUCUGCACACGGGCGCGCGUGUCACGCAAUCAUUUAAUAAUAUAUCUACAAUUUACGCGUGUAGCGCAUUGAAUGCCGUACUGUUUUCUUUCUCGCGAGGGGGCCUUCGUACUGUGCAACGAGUCAACGGCGUUAUUAGCUUGUGUGGCAUGCAUGUUUCUCUGGAUGCAACAAGUGUGUGAAUGUCGUCACCUUGAUCACGUUGCUGUGGAUGGACAUUCCAAGCGUUUUAACGUGUUCGUGGGGUGGUGUUCAUCAGGUGUGGAUUCGUGUGCGUGUUAUUUAACUCGUUUCUGAGGUCUUUCGCCGUGUAUUGAGCCUGCCUGUCGGUAGGCGUCACAAACGCGGGCGCACGGACAAGUUAUCGCGUGAAGAACCGCAUGAUCUGCGUCAGUCAGAGCUGACCACUCAACUUGGUCCGCAUGGCUCGCAUGUUUCGUGUUUUUUGUGCAGACCAUUUCCUGCAGGCUUCCACUACAAAUCUUGGUCUCACGUUCGUUGUACUUACACAAGAGAGCGGCAGUGGUGAUUCCUCUUUCCUCUGGGACACUGAUUGGAGAUGGCAUGCCUCGAACAAAUAGGUUAGCUCGCUGACUUUAUAAGAUUGGGUGAAAUACUGAGUGAAAAUUCCUUGAAAGGGUCUUUAGAACGAUGUCUGUUGAGGGUUCGAGUAAUCAUCGCUCGACACUGGAUAUCUACCUUGUAAGCGCGACAUUUCUGUGCGUACGUCAGAGUGAGCUGAAACGCGAUGGAUUGGACCUAUCGACAUGAGGCAACUUACGACAUCUUUUGCGCGACGACGGCAUCGCGCAGCUAAAGGUGGCGUGGUAAAAUGUCGUGCGCUGAAGGCUUCGUUUUCUGAUCUCUUUUGAUUGGUGCACGCUUGAAUAUGUUAAUCGUUGCACUGCACAUAUUUUUGUUUCGCUCAUUUACUGUGUGUAUGCCAAUAGUUGAGUGCAUGUUUUAUUCUUUCGCUUGGCUUCCUGCGCAUCGCCGCACUUAUCAUAUGGGACUUAUCAUACGGGGCGUUUUGUGGCAAAGGGGAAUCUUUUUUUUUUUUUUUUGCUUUGGCUUGAAAGGCAUGUUCAGUAUUUUUAAGGCUUAUAGUCCGGCAAGACCACCGUGUCAUGCUGAGGCAAACUUCACAUCAGGUUACUGCACGCAAAUUUGCUUUUCCACACAAAGGCGACGGUGAGAAUAAGCUCGCUUGCCGGAAGGUCAACGUGCAGGUCGUUGAUUCACCUUCAAGCUUUACUUCAGGACGCAAGAUGAACUGCCCAUGGUGGCGAUUGGACUGCAUGCUGUUCAGUGUGUCGACCGCGGCGGUCGACGGCGAGGUAUCUUGACACCAGAGCCUAGACCAGACCAUGACGCCGGACCAUGUGGUCACUAUGACGUCAAACGAUGACGCCAUCACAAGCCAGUCGCUUGGUCAAACGUGGGCCGAUCUCGGAGGCAGUGCUGCGAAACCACGUGAGGUGCAGAAAGGUGUGCGAUGCAUCCGAUCCUGGAGGCAGCGCGAAACAACGUUUGGUGCACAAAGCUUUCGCGGGAGGUAGGAUGGAUGAGUACAGUCGAGUGAGGAGAAGAAGAAGCAAAAGAAGGAGAUGGCUUUCGCCUUCGAGUCAUCUUAGGCGAAUGCAUAGGGGACCCUGUGACUUUCUGGUGCAGUUUCGCUUCCUGGUUUGUACAGUUUUUGCGUGUGGAAAACUCGAGCAGUCGCUCGGAUUCCUCGGCUUCGUCAGUUGAUAGGCAGGAACGGAGUGUCCCGUGUCACCGGAUUCGUUGCGUUCUUCCUGUUAAUAACGUUGUUGUACUUGAAUGUUUUACUGGCAGUUGAUGCUGUUCGGGUAUUGGAUGUAGUCACUACGUGAGUUGAACGUCGUGUGAGCAAGUUGUACUGCAUAGCGUUAUCGUUGUUGAAUAAACGUGAAGCAACCUGUAUGCUCUAAACGACGCGUGGAUAAACGGACCAUCUAUAGUUCUAUAGCAGCACACGCACCGCUGAGCGUUUAAUGUCUAAGUCGCGCCUGAUUGGUUUUUAAAUUAAUAUGCACCAAAUUGCACGAUCUAAACACAACAGUAGGAAAUAUUGUGAAAAUAAAAGCAGCCAGGCAGUUUUAUAAGCUUACUACCUUUUUUUUAAAACUUUAACAGAUUUCUCGCGAUACUGUGCCUUGAUCGUAUCGAAAGACCACGACACACAGUCGACUUUCGAGAGUACGAUGUAGAUCAAGAUGGUAACCCUAAUUGUCGCCUCUCUAUCCGCGAGUUAACUGUGGCCGCCGAUUUAAUUACAUUCAUAGCUUCCAUUGUGCAGGACAACAACGUGAAAAUGCACACGGCCCAGAAAUGUGCAUGAGGUCUUCGCUGCCGACGAUACGUUACAGGCUUCUGGACUUAUACACAACGAAAGGAUCACGUUGAAAUAUCGGGCCCUGCUUCAGUAUCGCCUCGUUCCGACUUAAGUCCCCAUAAGCUCUUCUCAAAUCGGGAUCACAUUUCCUUUGUUUCACUCUUCCAAAACGAGGUCCAAAUUUCCAGCUAGUCGCGUUAAGCCAUCCUCUUUAUGCCACCAUACUGAUUUCGCGCUUCCCUAUUAUCUCGUGUUUACACAACGCCGUGAAUACGAGAAGGCAGUAAUACCUAUUAAGAGCUUAAGACCGGCGCGAUCUGAAUGCACAUCUGAAGGAAAAAAUUGUAGCGCAAAGCAACACACAGACAGACAGACGGACAGACAGAGACGACGGGACUGGCGCCAACUUCCAACAGUUGGAAGGUAGCGCCAGUCCCAUCCUCUCUGUCUGUCCGUGUGUUGCUUCGCGCUUCA